AUGAAUCCAAAGAUAUCUGAUUUUGACAUGGCAAGAAUAUUUGGGCAAGAUGACUCUGAAGCAAAAACAAAGAGAGUGGUUGGAACAUAUGUAAACAAUGGAUAUAUGUCUCCCAAAUAUGCAUUGAGGGGAAAGUUUUUAGUGAAGUCUAAUGUCUCUAACUUUGGAGUAAUAUUGUUAGAAAUUUUGAGCAGAAAGAAUAGUUUUUCUCAUCAUGGAAAAGCAUCAAGCCUCAUAGGAUAUGUAUGGGAAAUGUGGAUAGAAGAAAAAUGCUUAGAAAUUGCAGAUCCAGUCUUAGGAGAUGAUGGCAGUGGGCAGGAGAGGAGAGAAGCUAAAGAGGGAUGA
Molecule: messenger RNA, 345 nt
Organism: Carya illinoinensis
Lineage: Eukaryota; Viridiplantae; Streptophyta; Magnoliopsida; Fagales; Juglandaceae
Product: cysteine-rich receptor-like protein kinase 25
Exons: 4
Coding region: 1-345 (114 amino acids)
Biological process (GO): protein phosphorylation
Molecular function (GO): protein kinase activity
Source: RefSeq, a predicted model, not a curated record